UAAAUAUUCGAUUCCACUUCAAGUUUGAAACUUUGAAUGUGGCGUCGUCACGCGGGUCACGCCACAAUAGGGAGAGAAAUUAAAUUUAGAGUGAGAGAGAGGGAGAGGGCCCUUGGGAGGAAUCUCCGGCGGAAACAUCGUCGCCGAAGUGUUGCGGAGGUAGAGGCGAUGAAAUUAUAGUCUAGGGUUUCGUGCUCUGGGUCACUGUUGGAAUACCAUCCAGUAGAAGAUGAUGUCAAAAAAAGUCGAAGCUCCGAAGAAAUUUGGGGAUAAUUCGGGACACGAGAAGUUGUUACAUGACCUUGAAGCCAUAAAUAAAGCCCUGUACACAGAUAGAACUCGUUCAAAAAGCUCUGUUUCUACUCUCAAUAGUCGCUCUAAGUCUACAGGGAAAGCCCAUGUAGUGGAUCCUAAAGCUAAGCAGAAGCAUAAAAAUGAAGAGUCAUUGCGGAAGGAUAAGAAAUCUAUCUGGAGUUGGAAGGCCUUAAAGGCUUUUAACCAUAUCCGCCAUCGCAGGUUCAAUUGCUGUUUCUCUCUCGAAGUCCAUUCAAUUGAAGGGUUACCAUCUCAUUUUGAUGGUCUUAGUGUGUAUGUGCAUUGGAAGAGGCGUGAUGAUGGGUUGGUCACUCGUCCAUCUCAGGUUUUUCAAGGAAUAGCUGAAUUUGAGGAACAAUUGACAUACACAUGCUCGGUUUAUGGAAGUAGAAAUGGUCCCCAUCAUUCAGCAAAGUAUGAGGCAAAGCAUUUCUUGUUGUAUGCAGCAGUUUUUGGUGCUCCAGGGAUUGAUUUGGGAAAGCAUCGGGUUGAUCUCACAAGGUUGCUUCCUAUUACUUUGGAGGAGCUAGAUGAUGAGAAGAAUUUUGGGAAGUGGACAACUAGUUUCAAGCUAUCUGGCAUAGCUAAAGGUGGAAGUUUGAAUGUCAGUUUCGGGUAUUCCAUAAUUGGUUGUGAUCCUGUUGCUCCCUCUGCUAACAAAGAUCCUCCACCAAUAUUUAGUUUGAAACAGAGUAACACAAGCAUGGUCAAACCUAUAAUAAAAGUUGAUCAAACUGAUGAUAAGGGUAGAGUACAUCGUGCUGGACGCCUUCCCACAAAGUCUUCUUCCUCAUCUCAUCCCGUUGAAGACAUAAAGGACCUUCAUGAGGUUCUACCGAUAUCAAGUUCAGAACUUUCCAGUUCAGUAAGUAUACUGUUUCAGAAACUUGAUGAAGAAAAGCUAGAUGCUAGAGUUGAUUGCAAAUCCGAGCUUGAUGUUUCCAUGGAACCCCUCGAGUGCCACAAACAGUCAUCUGAUGCUGGUCAGGAAAAUGAUGAAAGGGUGCAUGAAGAUGGUGAUUUUUCUGUCGUAGAGCAUGGGAUAGAGUUAUCCUCAAAGAAACAGAUAACAUCUGAAGAAGUUAACUUAAAGUGUACAGAUGGUUCUGAAUUAGAAAGUCAUGGCUGUACUAAUAUUCAAACUGCUGUUGCAAAGGCCUUCAAAAAGGAGACCAAACUCCAUCACCAGGUUGAGGAAAGUGGAAGUCAGACAGAAGAUUUUGUCAUAAGUUCCUUAUCCUCAAAGGAACAGGUAUUGUUGGAAGAGGCUAAGUUAAAGCGUACAGAUAGUUCUGAAUUAGAAAAUUCUGACCUUUCAAUUAUUGACACUGCUGUUGCAAUGGCCUUUGAAGAGGAGACCAAGUAUCAACCCCAGGUCGAGGAAAUUGGAAGUCACAGAGAAGAUUUUCUCAUAAGUGCCUGCAUCUCCAAAGAGAAUGAAGACAAUACCAAAGAAUCACUCAUGAAAGAUUUGGAGUCAGCUUUGCAUAAUGUGGCAGAUGCACAAAUAGAGGUGGAAUCUACAGAAGUUGAAAGUGAUAUUUUAGGUGAAGAAAAUUAUAUGGAGGUUAAAUCAAACUACAAAAUGAGGAGGAAGGAGAAGUCACAUAGCUUGGAUGAUGUUACUGACUCUAUAGCUUCUGAAUUCUUAAACAUGCUAGGGAUAGAGCAUAAUCCAUUUGGCUGGAGUUCUGAAAGUGAGCCAGAAUCUCCAAGAGAGCGCCUGUUGAGACAGUUUGAGGAAGAUGCUCUAGCUGCAGGGUCCUCCUUACUCAGUUUUGAUGUUGAAGAUGGUGAUCAUGAAGAACAAAACUAUGAAGCUCCAAGAUGGAUGACCUACAGCGAAGACUUUAAUCUAUCUCCCAUGGCUCAAUUAGCAAGUCAGGUGGAAAGUAGUAAAACUAGUGUCUCAAUGCUAGAAGACUUGGAAACGGAAGCUUUAAUGCGUCAAUGGGGGAUGAAUGAGAAGGCUUUUCAACAUUCCCCACCUGACAGCUCUGGUGGGUUUGGGAGUCCCAUUGAUUUUUCAACUGAAGAGCCUCAACAAUUGCCUCCUCUUGGAGAAGGCAUAGGUCCAUUUGUUCAGACCAAGAAUGGAGGAUUUCUCCGGUCUAUGAAUCCUACCCUUUUCACGAAUGCUGAAAGUGGUGGUAGUUUGAUUAUGCAAGUUUCUAGUCCCGUUGUGGUGCCUGCAGAAAUGGGUUCUAGUAUAAUGGAGAUAUUACAGCGUUUAGCUUCAGUUGGAAUUGAAAAGCUCUCCAUGCAGGCAAAUAAGUUAAUGCCACUGGAAGACAUUACAGGGAAAACAAUGCAACAAAUAGCAUGGGAUGCUAUGCCUGGUCUGGAGGCACGUGAGAGGCAAGUUCUGUUGCAUCAUGAAUCUGAGUUGGGACAAGAUAUAGCUGGUGGGCAAAGGAGAGUCAAAGGAACAUCCCUUGACUCAAGUUCAAUUGGGAAGGAGACGUGCUCAGAAUAUGUAUCACUAGAAGAUCUAGCUCCAUUGGCAAUGGAUAAAAUUGAAGCACUCUCACUUGAGGGGUUGAGAAUACAGUCUGGCAUGUCAGAUGAGGAUGCGCCUUCCAAUAUCAGUCCACAAUCUAUUGGUGAAAUCUCGGCCCUUGAAGGGAAGAGGGUAAGCAUUGGUGAGUCCUUAGGUAUGGAGGGAGCUGGUGGAUUGCACCUGUUGAACAUUAAAGACAGCAGUGAUGAUGUUGAUGGACUAAUGGGCUUAUCACUAACACUUGAUGAAUGGAUGAAGUUGGAUUCUGGUGAGAUUGAAGAUGAAGAUCAAAUUAGUGAGAGGACUUCAAAAAUUCUUGCAGCCCAUCAUGCCAACUCCAUGGAUUUGAUGCGUAGCAGGUCGAAAUCAGAGAAAAGACGGGGCAAAGGCUGUGGCAGAAAAUAUGGCUUGUUUGGUAAUAACUUUACGGUGGCACUAAUGGUGCAUCUUCGCGACCCCUUACGAAACUAUGAACCAGUUGGUGCACCGAUGCUUGCACUUAUUCAAGUGGAGAGAGUGUUUGUCCCUCCAAAGCCAAAAAUAUAUAGCACUGUUUCAGAGGUGAGGAACAACAAUGAAGAGGAUGAUGAAUCUAUAUCUGUUCCUGCCAAAAAAGAGGAAAUUGAGGAGCCUAAAAAAGAGGAAACUCAUGAACAGGAAGGCACUCCCCAGUUCAAAAUAACUGAGUUACAUGUUGCAGGCCUAAAAACAGAGCCUGGGAAAAAGAAGAUUUGGGGUUCUGCAAGUCAGCAACAGUCCGGGUCACGUUGGUUGCUUGCUAACGGAAUGGGAAAGAACAACAAAAAUCCUUUUGUGAAAUCCAAGGCUAUUGCUAAGUCUGCUUCACCUGUGACAACCACAGUCCAGCCUGGUGAUACAUUGUGGAGCAUCUCUACUCGUGUUCUUGGCACUGGGACUCGGUGGAAAGAAUUGGCUAAGCUUAAUCCACACAUCCGGAAUCCAAACAUUCUCGUCCCUAAUGAAACUAUCAGGUUAUGCUGAUGGGCAUGCAAGCCUUUUCCUCCAUUCAGAAAAUCUCCAUCUUUAGCAAAUGGGUAUUUGCAAGUUAUGACAUUGUAAGUGACUCAAAAUUCAGAGGGUUUUUUAUGCAAUUUAAUGGGUUUUGUUUGUAGAGAUAUAGCUCCGAUUUACACUGAAUAUGGCCUGGCCCUGGACUUGAAAGCUAAUAUAGCUUUUCACAAAACAUCAGGGGUUUGAGUUCCCUGUCUAGACCCGUUGUGAAAAAAAUGGUUAACGGUGUAAGAGUCUCCUAUUUUGGAGACACAGUGUGGCGCAUGUUUAUCACCUAUUUUAAGUUAAUAUGAUUGUUAUUAAAUAACCAUUUGAUUAAAUUAAAGGGCGAUUAAAGGGGGUGAUUAUCUAA
This is a messenger RNA of Diospyros lotus (date-plum), 4199 nucleotides long. Its product is annotated as protein PLASTID MOVEMENT IMPAIRED 1-RELATED 1. The transcript is spliced from 4 exons. Bases 230 to 3817 code for a protein of 1195 amino acids. Lineage: Eukaryota; Viridiplantae; Streptophyta; Magnoliopsida; Ericales; Ebenaceae. The record is from RefSeq and is a predicted model, not a curated record.